GCCUUUCUGUGUUAUCCAUUAUUCUAUACUUUUAAGCCCCCUCUCUCUUUCUCCGGUCGCCUCUUUGUCUGCCUCAAGCUUCAUUUAUGUAUUCUCUUCAAGUUUUAUGAUGUAUAUAGCUAUUGCCUAUAACUCUUAAAACUAGAGAGAGAAAAUAAAGGAGAACUCGAAUUCCUAGGAGUUUCAUGUAACUUCACAUGGUAGUUAUUAAUAACAUUUCAUCGUGAGAAUCUGGGAGUCUUUAGCCGAGCAUCACCUUCAGAAGUAAAUGGCAAAAGAGUACAGUGGAUCCCCAAAAAUUCAUCAGCCGGAAUCCAAGAGGAAUCGCCUCACCUGGAUCCUCGGGGUUAGUGCUCUCUGCAUUUUGUCUUACAUUAUUGGGGCUUGGCAGAAUACUUCUGCCCCCACAAAUCUAUCCGAGGUCUUCAAUUAUGGAGGCCGUAGCGAUACUGGGUCGGCUUCAGCAGGCAACAGUCUGCCAUUGUCAUCUUCAUCCUCUGCAUUGGAUUUUCAAAGCCAUCAUCAAGUUGAAAUGAACAACUCCGGGGGAGCCCAGAAUUUCCCACCUUGUGAUAUUUCCUAUAGCGAGUACACUCCUUGCCAAGAUCCAGUGAGGGGAAGGAAAUUCGAUCGGGUCAUGCUGAAAUACAGAGAGCGGCAUUGCCCCAAAAAGGAAGAGCUCCUCCGUUGCCUUAUACCUGCUCCUCCAAGAUAUAGGACGCCUUUCAAGUGGCCUCAGAGCCGAGACUACGCCUGGUAUGUUAAUAUUCCCCACAGAGAACUCAGCAUUGAGAAGGCUGUUCAGAAUUGGAUUCAGGUCGAAGGUGACCGUUUCAGAUUUCCUGGAGGAGGUACCAUGUUCCCCCGUGGAGCUGAUGCAUAUAUUGAUGACAUUAACGACCUCAUUCCUCUCGAAAGCGGAAAUAUCAGGACUGCCAUAGACACAGGCUGUGGUGUUGCAAGUUGGGGUGCUUACCUGUUGAGGAGGGACAUCCUGGCAAUGUCGUUUGCACCAAGGGACACGCACGAAGCACAGGUCCAGUUUGCGUUGGAGCGGGGAGUUCCUGCUAUGAUUGGCAUCAUGGCCUCACAGAGGCUUCCUUACCCAGCAAGGGCAUUUGAUAUGGCUCAUUGUUCACGCUGCUUGAUUCCCUGGCAGAAAUAUGAUGGUAUGUAUCUAAUUGAAGUGGACAGAGUUCUGAGGCCCGGUGGUUACUGGAUUCUUUCCGGCCCCCCAAUCCGCUGGAAGACAUACUGGAGAGGAUGGGAAAGAACUGAAGAAGAUUUGAAACAAGAGCAAGAUGCAAUUGAGGAUGUAGCCAAGCGCCUGUGCUGGAAGAAAGUGAUUGAAAAGAAUGAUCUUGCAAUCUGGCAAAAGCCUCUCAAUCACAUUGAUUGCAUUAAAAGCAAGAAGGUUUAUAAAACGCCACAUAUAUGCCAGUCGGAUGAUCCAGACACAGCUUGGUACAGAAACAUGGAAACUUGCAUAACCCCACUGCCAGAGGUAAGCAGCUCUGAUGAAGUUGCUGGUGGGGCAUUGGAGAAGUGGCCCCUGCGUGCAUUUGCCAUCCCUCCUAGAAUUACUAGUGGAUCAAUACCAGGCAUCACCACAGAGAAAUUCCACGAGGACAAUGAUCUAUGGAAAGACAGGGUGUCCCAUUACAAGGGGUUCAUUCCCCUAUCCAAGGGACGGUACAGGAACAUCAUGGACAUGAAUGCCUACCUUGGUGGGUUUGCUGCAGCCUUGUCCAAAUAUCCUGUGUGGGUUAUGAAUGUGGUUCCUGCCAAUUCGAACCAGGACACUCUAGGUGUGAUUUAUGAACGCGGUUUCAUUGGGACGUACCAGGAUUGGUGCGAGGCAUUCUCAACAUAUCCAAGAACAUACGAUCUCAUUCAUGCAGGCGGUUUGUUCAGCAUAUACCAGGACAGGUGUGACAUCACCCACAUUCUGCUAGAAAUGGAUAGGAUUUUGAGGCCAGAAGGUGCAGUUAUAUUUAGGGAUACAGUAGAGGUUCUUGUGAAGGUUCAGGGUAUUAUAGAUGGGAUGAGAUGGAAGAGCCAGUUUGUGGACCACGAAAGUGGGCCCUUCAAUCCGGAGAAAAUUCUUGUUGCUGUCAAGGGUUACUGGACCGGUGAAGCUGCACAAAAACAAAGCUAGUUGCCCGGAAUUAUUAGGUAUACUUGUGUUUUGCCAAAGCAUUGGAUUUUAUAUAUUUUUUUGAGUUUUGCUAAAGCGUACUGUUCCUAUAAACAUGGGAAAUGGUCAGUUUUGCUUAGCCAUCAUGUAUUUUGUUAAUUGCAGAGAUCAGUUAUUUCCA
Molecule: messenger RNA, 2318 nt
Organism: Carya illinoinensis
Lineage: Eukaryota; Viridiplantae; Streptophyta; Magnoliopsida; Fagales; Juglandaceae
Product: probable methyltransferase PMT18
Exons: 6
Coding region: 269-2158 (629 amino acids)
Cellular component (GO): cytoplasm; trans-Golgi network; endosome
Molecular function (GO): methyltransferase activity
Source: RefSeq, a predicted model, not a curated record